GUCGUUUUCGUUUUGCUUGCUUCAUGUCCCCCUCCGUCUUCUUGCGUCAACAUUGCGCCGGAAUUCACGCCUCUGGCAAGUAUAGAAUCUUCGCAGGUCAAAGUCAUCGUCUUUCUCCCUUCUUCUCGGCGUAUUUCCAAAGACAUACUCCCUCCCGACGUCAUUAUUGGCAACGACGGUUACCAUGGACAAUAACGAAGGAAGAGCUGGAGGAUCCGGGGAAGCUGAUCGAAAGCCUAAGAAGAGGAAUAUGGGAAGGGCAGAGUGGAGCCGACAAACAAUAGACAAGAGAGCACGAAACGAACAACAGGUCGAAGCUAAACGACGAAAAAUUGAGAGUGGAGAGGAAGUUAGAGCCCCGGUCUAUGCGACCCAUUUCUCUCAGGCGGAUAUCGACAGCGAAGAACGCCGCCCGAAGAAGAAGGUCGCCGUGCUGCUGGGGUACUCUGGAACAGGCUACAAGGGCAUGCAAUUGAGCGACACCGAGAAAACCAUCGAAGGAGAGCUUUUUUCCGCGUUUGUGGCUGCCGGGGCCAUCUCCAAAGCGAAUGCGGCGGAUCCGAAGAAAUCGUCGCUGGUUCGGUGCGCGCGCACAGACAAGGGCGUCCAUGCUGCCGGUAAUAUCGUCUCGUUGAAAAUGAUCGUGGAGGAUCCGAACACAGUCCAGAAAAUCAACGAACAACUCAGCCCGCAGAUCCGCAUCUGGGACAUCCUAGUCACGAGCAAAUCGUUCAGCAGCUAUCAAAUGUGCGAUUCUCGGAUCUACGAGUAUCUCAUUCCGUCCUACUGCUUCCUGCCACCGCAUCCUAGUACCUACCUCGGAAAGAAGAUAUCGGAAAUCGCCGAGAAACAGGGAGAUUUGGAGGGAUUGGCCGCCCGCCAGACCGAAGUGGCAGAUUACUGGGCUGAGACUGAUGAGAAGCAUAUCCGACCCAUUCUCGAAAAUGUCCCCGAGGAUAUCCGAAAGCUCGUGCAAAAGGCGCUCUAUUUUGACGAAGAAAAAUAUGCGGAGGCCGAAUCGGAGAACAAGGAUGUAACGCAGCAAACCGAGACAUCUCCCGAAAAUGGAGCCAACCCGGGGUCAGCAGCAGAGGAAACCUUGGAUCAGAACCUGGAACUCGACGCGGCCCAGGAGGCUCACAGAAAACAAAUUUAUGAGACCGUCAAGGCUAUCAAGGCGGCAUACAACACAGCCAAGCGAGCUUAUCGCAUUCCUGCCGCUCGUCUGGCUCGCAUCCAAGAAACUCUGGACAAGUAUGUCGGCACAAAGAACUUUUACAACUACACCAUCCAAAAGGCUCACAGUGACCCCUCUGCCAAACGCCACAUCAAAUCGUUCAAGGUCGACUCCAGUCCUGUCAUAAUCAAUGGCACCGAGUGGCUCAGCUUAAAGGUACACGGUCAAAGCUUCAUGAUGCAUCAAAUUCGCAAAAUGGUGGCCAUGGUCGCCUUGAUUGUACGAUGUGGUUGUGAUCCUCAACGCAUCUUCGAUAGUUAUGGCCCCACGAAGAUCGCGAUCCCCAAAGCCCCCGGCCUUGGUCUUCUACUGGAACGUCCGGUCUUUGAGGGUUAUAACAAAAAGGCCAGUGACAACGGCAAACAGCAUAUCAAUUUUGAUAGAUAUGCCAAGGAAAUUUCCGAGUUCAAGCAGCGAGAGAUCUAUGACCGAAUCUUCCGUGAAGAGGAGGAGACCAAUGCCUUUUCGUCUUUCUUUAACCACGUCGAUCAUUUCCCCCAGGAAGAAUUCCUGUAUAUCACAUCUGGUGGUAUCUCGGCGGCCAAGCCCAGACCGCAGACCUCUGUUGAGGUUAGCAAAGAGGAAGAUAAAACUGGUCGCAAAUCUCAACGGGAAGCUUUGGCUUUAGUCGAAUCAGAAUCUGAUAAUGAGCCCAAC
Molecule: messenger RNA, 1894 nt
Organism: Aspergillus steynii IBT 23096
Lineage: Eukaryota; Fungi; Ascomycota; Eurotiomycetes; Eurotiales; Aspergillaceae
Product: pseudouridine synthase PUS2
Exons: 4
Biological process (GO): tRNA pseudouridine synthesis; mRNA pseudouridine synthesis
Cellular component (GO): nucleus
Molecular function (GO): pseudouridine synthase activity; RNA binding
Source: RefSeq, a predicted model, not a curated record